UUUCUGAGUGGUACUCACCAGAUUUCUGCAGAAAUGGCCCCAGUGCUUCGUGCUCAUCUGCAAGUCACAGUGACUCUGGUUCUGCUCUCAUUCAUGCUUGGUUUGGCUGCUGGAGGGAAGCUGCUGGUGGUGCCAUUAGAUGGGAGUCAUUGGCUCAGCAUGCGGGAACUGUUGGACAGACUCAGUCAGAAGGGACAUGAAAUAGUUGUCGUUGCACCUGAAAUCAAUUUAUAUAUAAAGCCAGCAAAGAAUCUCAUUAUGAAAAUGUACCCAGUCCCUUUCACAAAGGAAGAGCUGGAUCACACUUUCAAGAGAAUGAUUCAAGAGGUAUUUGAAGAAGGAAGUUUUCUGGAAAGAUUUCUUACAACAUAUGAACGACUGAAAAAAAUUACUGCAACUUUACUAACUACUUGUACACACUUGCUGUACAACAAAGAACUUGUCAGAUACCUUAAGGAGAGCAAGUUUGAUGCUGUCUUUACAGAUCCACUACUACCCUGUGGGCAGAUAGUGGCCGAGUAUCUUUCACUCCCUUCUGUAGUCUUUUUGCAGCAGAUACCAUGUGAUUUAGAUUUUGAAGCCACUCAAUGUCCCAAUCCUCCUUCUUACAUCCCCAGGUUAUUUACAGACCUUACAGACCACAUGAACUUUCUGCAGAGGGUGAAGAAUGUGCUCUUUGACUUCGCAAAUUAUUUUCUCUGUGAUUUUGUCUUUCAACCAUAUUCACAACUGGCUUCUGAGUUCCUCCAGAGGAAUGUGACUGUGGUCAGUCUCUUAAGCAAGGCUUCCAUUUGGCUUCUGAAGAUAGACUUUGUUUUACAAUAUCCAAGACCACUGAUGCCCAACAUGGUUUUGAUUGGAGGGGUAAACUGUGCUCCCAAGAAGCUAUCUCAGCUUUUGGUCUUUGGAAAUGACCUUAUGGUCAGCUAG
Molecule: messenger RNA, 930 nt
Organism: Indicator indicator
Lineage: Eukaryota; Metazoa; Chordata; Aves; Piciformes; Indicatoridae
Product: UDP-glucuronosyltransferase 1A1-like
Exons: 2
Coding region: 34-930 (298 amino acids)
Molecular function (GO): UDP-glycosyltransferase activity
Source: RefSeq, a predicted model, not a curated record